UUCGAAGGCAUUUUUCUGCUGACCAAUCGACGACGACGAGCUCCUGACCAUCGAGGGCGAAGCCGUAUCGGGCAUUUGGUCACAGAAGACAGCCAUAUGGCACACCGCCCCUGGUCGGAGCUGCCGGCGCUCGCGCUUCUCGCCGUCCUUCGCCGCCUCCCCUCCCUCCUCGAUCUUUUCGCCUUCGCUGCCGUCUGCCGCUCCUGGCGCUUCCUCCUACGCUCUUCCGCAGCCCUUCUCUACCUUUCCUCCCGCCCUCCUCUCCUCCUCCGCCCCCCUUGUCAUCUCCAUCGCCGCCAAGCUCGACCUCUCCUCGCAGCUGACGAGAGCGAUGGCUUCUCCCUCUACGCCCUCGACGACCUCCGAACCCCGUACAGAUCCCUAUUUCCGGUUUCGUCCGCCGCCGCCGACGACCUUUGUCUCGCCUACUCCCACGGCUACCUCAUCCUCCUUCGUGGCCGCCCCCGCAGCGACCCCGUCCUCGCCGACGUCCUUACCGGCGCCGAGAUCCUCCUCCCGGCUCUCCCCCCUGACCGCGUCUCCUUCUAUUACGGGACCCUCACGGCGCCACCGGCCUCCCCCGACUGCUGCCUCCUCCUCUUCUACUCCAGGUACUCCCUCAUGUGCUGCCGGAUAGGAGAACCUCACCCGGAAUGGGCACGGCUUCCCCUCAGGAAGGGGCAAUCCUACAUCGCCCGCGUCCUCCGCUUCAAAGAUCGUAUCUUUGCCAUAAGCAACAUCGGAAGGCUUCUAACUUUGGAGUUCGUUCCCGAGUUCAAGGUGGAGCGGCUGGACGUGGGAGGGCUUCACCCGCCGGCGGCUUACGAUCGGUGGCACUUCGGGCCCCAGCUGGUGGAGUGCGGGGGGGAGCUUUUGGCGGUCCUCUUCGUCCAAGAGGGCCGCCCGUGGAUCACUGGCAUCCAUGUGUUCAGACUAGACUUUGGGAGGAUGGAGUGGGCGCAGGUGGAGAGCUUGGGCGACCACUGUUUGUUCAUCGACUGCGGAGGGAAAUGCCCUGUUUCCGGCGUCGAUCCGAGCUGCUGGGGAGGGAGAAGCAACUGCGUCUAUGUGGCGGCGCCUGGAUGCGAUGCAUGGGUGGAGUAUUCCUUGGAUGACAAGACCUGGAGCCAAGUCUCCGUGAGUAGUGGUGAUACCAUCUCCAGAAGGCUGUUUCGAGCACAGUUUCUGGCACAGUUGGGGGAGCCUCGAUGGCCUUCCCCUAUUUGGGUCUAUCCAAGUCUCUUCUUUUGGAGGGAUGGCAUGGAAAUGUAGUCGUGUCAAUUACAUAUGUAGCUUGAUAUUAUGGAUUGAUAACUAUUUGCAGCGUA
Musa acuminata subsp. malaccensis (wild Malaysian banana) is the source of this 1328-nucleotide messenger RNA. RefSeq lists its product as uncharacterized. The record is from RefSeq and is a predicted model, not a curated record. Lineage: Eukaryota; Viridiplantae; Streptophyta; Magnoliopsida; Zingiberales; Musaceae. Gene Ontology annotation, molecular function: protein binding.